AAAUAGAUGGAUUGGAUUAUGAUUUUGAUUUUGAAUUGGAGGAUAUUAACAAUAUAUCAAUAAGACAGGAUGCAGUUGUAUAUGCCUGUGACAAAGCAAUUAUUUCUAGAGAAUCAUAUAGAAUGUUAACAAAUAUAUAUCCUGAUUUAGAAUGUUAUUAUAGAAUUGAAGCACAACCAAAUAAUAGUAGGGUUGGAACAAGUUUUAUUAAUGAAAAUACUAAUAUAGAAAGUGUAGGCUUAUAUGAUGGAGAUGGAGCAUAUCGAUCAAUAAGAUCUAUUUUAAAUAUUUUAAUACCACCAUUAAAAUGUUCAUCAACAUUUAGUUUUAAUUAUGAUUGUUUAUUGCCUAUGAUUGAUCAUAAAAACUGGAUACCAGAUGCGUUGCACUUAAUGCUUAGAAUCAGUGAUGUAUUAUUAGAAUGUUUAUUUUCAGAUCUUUGUAGAAAUUUAAAAAAAUUUGAAAAUGAAAUGGCUAAUAGAAUAAUCAAAGAAACCAGAAGAAUUGGAAUAACCAAAUUUGAAUUUUAUGAUUUAAAAAGUUCUAAAUGCAACUGGACAACCUUAAAUGGAUCAGAUAAAUUGAAAUUUUUAGAAUUUUUUCUUGUUUCUAAAUUUUAUAAUAAUGAAAAGGGGAUUAACAUAGAAAAAAUGUGGAGAGAAUUUGUAUGUUUGUAUAAAUUAAUUAGAAAAACUGCAUUGAGUGAUAUUGAAAUAGAUAAUUUUCAAAAAGAUGUUAAACAAUGGAUUAAAACAUUUACUAAUAUAUAUCAUAGUGAGGAUGUUACUCCUUAUAUGCAUGUGUUUGCCAUGCAUUUACCACAAUUUUUAAAAGAAUUAAAAAAUCAAGCAUUAUCAUUGUGUUUGUUUUCUUCUUCAAGUGUUCGUUUGUUUUUUGAAAUUACUUGUAUGGGUGGUGGUGAAAAAAAACAAUCAGCUGUAUAUAAAAUAUUAAAUUUUGAGAAUAGACAAUUAUAUUAUCUAAAAAAUAAUACACCUUCAUCAUUCAAAAAAAAAUAUUAUUCGUAUUAA
Messenger RNA from Entrophospora sp. SA101, 1031 nucleotides. Lineage: Eukaryota; Fungi; Glomeromycota; Glomeromycetes; Entrophosporales; Entrophosporaceae. The record is from the annotation of a GenBank genome assembly.